AUGUAUAUGUUUUUUAUAUGUAUUCUUUAAAUGAUUUCGUGUAAUUUGAGGCCGAGUUCAGUAAUUUAAAGCGUAAUAUAACCGUUGAUUUCUUCCUGAACGAUUGGAAAUGCUAUCCAUUCAUUCCAUUGCUUUUGCUUUCUCCAAAACCAGCUUGCUCAAACUACACAAUACUAGUACUUUUCCAGAACAGCCAAACUCUGAAACGGGUCAACUUUGUUCCUUCCCUCCAAACUUACCCUUUUCUUGGGAACCGUAACUCUCUCUCCCUCUCUCUCGGGAAAUUGAAAAAAGAAAGAAUUUUGUUUGAGUAUUUGUUGUUUGCUUGUGAAAGGGAAAAGUGGAAGUUUUGAUCUGUUUUGAAAGCCACCCGCGAAGCCCAAAGUAGUUGUACACAAUGUCGUUUAUGUAAUUUCACUUUUUGUCUCUAUUUCUCUGUGUAUACUUAUCUGGGUAUUUCGCAGAUUUUCUUUGUGAAAAUAUGAUGGUGUUGAAGUAGAACUUGUUGUGGUUUUGUAAGUUUUUUUGAGGUUUCCAAUGAAGAGGGUUUUUGGGUUUCGAGGUUGGUUGGCUUAUUUUGAGCGUUUUGAUAACUUUGGUUGGUGUUCUAGUUCUGGGUCUUCGAUUCUGAUGCUUAGUUAAUGGCUGAGGGGUCCAAAGUUCGGUUGGUUCGCUGCCCCAAGUGUGAAAACCUCUUACAAGAGCCCGCUGACUUCUCUGUUUACAAGUGUGGUGGUUGUGGUGCUGUUCUCCGAGCGAAGAAGAAAGCGCUGGGGAAUGCUGGGGUUUUGGAGAAAUCUGAUGAGACGAGGGGUAGAAGCGGUUCUGAUAUAUUGGAGAGUUUUUCAGAGAAAGGGGGUGGUAGUUUAGGUAGUUCUUCUGAGACUGAGAGGGAGAGCGAUGGGAUUGAAGUGAACAGGAGGAAAGAGGGAGUAUUUGGAGAACAAACAGUUAAUUCGAUUGGUAAUUCUUUAUCAAAAGCAAAGAAUAAAGAGGCUUUGAUAAAUAAUGAUAGAAAUGUUAGGGAAGAGGUUAAGGUCUUAAGGCUUGAACACAGUGCCACAGAGAAAGAAAUUGGGUUUCUUGAUAGAUAUACGGGACUGUCCGAACGUCCGGAUGACUUUUGGGUUGGUGGAGAUGAUCAUGAUAUUAACAUGAAUAGGUCUGAGUUUGCUAAUUUGAGUACUAGAGAACACUUGGCCCGGUUAAGGAAUUCGGCAGGGUCCUUGAGAUCGGUGGCAAAUAUGGAGCAGUGGGGUGUGGAAAGAGAUGGGUUUGGGGGAUUUUACAGAAACUCCAGGACAGCUGCUGAUCAGAGGGGAUAUCCAACUUUUGCUUAUCCUGAUGAGGGACCCUCAAAUUACAAGCCAGAAUCGUUUUAUGGCUAUGGCGAGCGGAUGAAGCAUGGUGAUGAGCUGGAUGGGACUGACAGAGUUGAACAUUUAGAGCAGAAUCGAGCUGAACUCCUCAGGAAGUUGGAUGAGUUGAAGGAUCAACUUAGCAGAUCUUGUGAUGUGGAAAAUAAACCAACCGUCCCUGUUGAUAGGACUCCACCUGAUCCUUAUGGUGGCCGGGAUAUAUAUAAUGUUUCUAUGCAGCCUUCUGGCCUGGAUAAGCAUGUUCCUAGGCCCCCUUAUUUCAAUCAUACUCGUGAAACUAUUCCUUUUAUGAAUCGCCAAAACAUGGAUAUGCCGAACUUCUAUCCUCCUCCAAGGCAUGUCAUGAAUGAGUUUCCUGCAUAUGAGGAUCCUUAUCGGCCACAAAUGACAAAGAGGCCUCUCCAUCAACCAUCCAGUCAAUAUCCACAACGACCACCUCAUGAAUACUUGCAAGGGCGGUACAUGGAAUUCAAUCAAGAUCCCUUGGCUUCAUAUCAAGCUGAAACAUUUCAUCAUCAGCCCACAUGCUCUUGUGUACGCUGCCUCGACCAGGAUUGGCAAGUUCCCCCAAGAGUGCCACCCACUGUGUUUAGCAAUAGAAGGCUUCAGAAGGACCCUAUCAAUUCCAAUUUCUACCUUCGUGACAAUCUUGGGCCACAAUGUUAUAAUCCUCAAGUUGCCAAUCCUCCUCAGUUGACCUCUCGGGAUCCACGGAUGUACACAAGAUGGCCAGGUGACCUUGACUCAGACAUCGAUGGUCUUGGUCAGGUUUGUCCAAGAAGAGUGGUGGCAGCCCGUGGGACUAUACGGCCUUGCCAUCCUAUAGCAGGUGGUGCCCCAUUCAUAACUUGCUAUAAUUGCUUUGAGUUGCUGAAACUGCCUAAAAAGCUUAAAAUGAUGGAGAAGAAUCGGCAGAAACUGCGAUGUGGUGGCUGUUCAACUAUAAUCUUGCUUGAAAUUUUGAAUAAGAAGCUAAUUAUAUCUGUUCCUGAAGAAAUCAAGCCAUUAUCUGCGGAGGCUGAUGACGGUUCUGAAGAGGUAUCUAAUGAAAGCCCUCCAAGUUCUCAUGGUUGUUCGAAUGCUGGCAACAUCAACUCCCGCUCUGAUGAUUUUGAUAAUUCUGGUUAUAAGUCUGAUUUGAAAGAUAAUAGAGACUAUUUGCAGUCAGAAGACUGGAGGUUGAACUUAAGUGAAUCUGAGAAAAGACAUGGCCUCACUUCAUCUUCCAUUUCUUCCUCUGAGGAGGAGAGCCCAGAUACUGUGAUUGUCCAGGGAGAUGAUUCUCGCUCUGCUGAGCAGCCCUUAAGAAAUGACUUGUCUCCAACACUUUCAGGUUCACCUUUGCAUGGUCAUUCUUAUUGUCCUUCUGAUCAUGCAGUGGUCAAAUAUGGGCAGGGAAACAACAGUAAACGCAUGGACCAAGACAAGGUGGUUCUUAGUAGGAUCACUUCUCGACAAAAUUCUUUCAAAGAUGCGCCAGUGGCAACUGAGUCGGAAGUUUCAUACAAUGAUUAUCUUAAUACAAGUUUAUCUCAUGACUCUGUGGAGGUAAGCGAGGAAAAGGAUCAACCCAAGAUUGACAAGGGUAUUGAAUCAUUCUUUGUGGGUUUCAUCAAGAAGAGCCUUAGAGAAUUCUCAAGGUCUGCUCAAAAUCUGGAAAAUGAAAGACCUAAUGUUUUAGUUAAUGGGCAACCUAUACCAGACCGUUUGGUUAAGAAGGCUGAAAAACUAGCUGGGGCAAUUCAGCCAGGAGAUUAUUGGUAUGAUUUCCGAGCUGGAUUCUGGGGUGUGAUGGGCCAACCUUGCCUUGGCAUAAUUCCUCCAUGUAUUGAAGAAUUCAAACAUCCCAUGCCAACAAAUUGUGCUGAUGGAAAUACAGGUGUGUAUGUUAAUGGGAGAGAGCUUAAUGAGAAAGAUCUGGACCUACUUGCCAGCAGAGGACUACCAACUACUAGAGAUAAAUUUUAUACUGUUGAGAUUUCUGGGAGCGUUGUAGAUGACGACUCUGGCAAAGAACUAAAAAGCCUGGGCAAACUUGCCCCUACAGUCCUGAAGGCAAGACAUGGAUUCGGCAUGAAAGUUCCCAAAAGGCUUGUGAUUUGAGAUUUUGUCUGAUUUGAUGACCUUAUUAAUUUGAGGGUACUUCAGAUUUCUUUGAAUGAAAUUGAGGGACAAUCACCCCUUAUAGUGUUGCUAUGUAUCAUAUCCUUAGGUGCUGUGUUCUAAUGGAAGAUGUAAGGCGAAAAUCAUUUGUAACAAUUCAAAUUUUCACAAAAUUACCUAUGUUCAUGUUCA
Alnus glutinosa is the source of this 3674-nucleotide messenger RNA. RefSeq lists its product as uncharacterized. The record is from RefSeq and is a predicted model, not a curated record. Gene Ontology annotation, biological process: regulation of defense response to fungus. The coding region runs from base 642 to 3482 and encodes 946 amino acids. Lineage: Eukaryota; Viridiplantae; Streptophyta; Magnoliopsida; Fagales; Betulaceae. The transcript has 5 exons.